Molecule: messenger RNA, 2245 nt
Organism: Drosophila bipectinata
Lineage: Eukaryota; Metazoa; Arthropoda; Insecta; Diptera; Drosophilidae
Gene: hry
Product: bHLH transcriptional repressor hairy
Biological process (GO): regulation of transcription by RNA polymerase II; anterior/posterior pattern specification; regulation of neurogenesis
Cellular component (GO): nucleus
Molecular function (GO): RNA polymerase II cis-regulatory region sequence-specific DNA binding; protein dimerization activity; DNA-binding transcription factor activity, RNA polymerase II-specific
Source: RefSeq, a predicted model, not a curated record
AGAGCCCAGCGAUAAAGAAGUACCGCUCCGCUCCUCAAAAGAUACAUUAGCUCACAGAUACAAAUACAAACUUAAGCACACGAUCGUAACGUCGUUCUGCCUUCGUGAACAGCUCGUUCGGCACUUUUAAUCGGCCUGCAAACAGAACCUGCCGCUCAUUCGACUGCCGUAACUCGUAGCGUUCGGUUCUACUCGCUCCGGAAGAAUCCGACAUAUAAUAUAUAUUGAAUAUAUAUCGCAGACAAGUCCAGCUAAAAAUUUACGUGCUUCUCUGCCUCGCUGCGCGAAAGUGAAAACCAAUUGUAGUGAGAACUCCACACCGGAAAGUCAGAAAUACAAAAAUCAAAUAAACAGUGAACUGUUUCUAAAAAGCAGCAGCAAAUUCUAUUUUGCUGCCAAGUGAUCCAACAAACUGUGCCUCAAACUCAACAAACAAUACUUGACCGAAAUGGUUACCGGCGUCACCGCUUCCAACAUGACCGCCAACGUACUCGGCACCGCUGUGGUGCCCGCCCAGCUUAAGGAGACGCCACUCAAAAGUGACCGUCGGUCGAACAAGCCCAUUAUGGAGAAACGCCGACGCGCCCGCAUUAACAAUUGCCUCAACGAGCUCAAGACUCUCAUCUUGGAUGCCACCAAAAAAGACCCGGCUCGCCACUCUAAAUUGGAAAAGGCCGAUAUUCUGGAGAAGACAGUCAAGCAUCUGCAGGAGCUGCAGCGUCAGCAGGCUGCCAUGCAACAGGCUGCCGAUCCCAAGAUUGUCAACAAAUUCAAGGCCGGCUUCACCGAUUGCGUCAAUGAGGUCUCCCGCUUCCCCGGCAUCGAGCCUGCCCAGCGUCGCCGCCUGUUGCAGCACCUGAGCAACUGCAUCAACGGCGUCAAGGCCGAGCUGCACCACCAGCAGCGCCAGCAGCAAUCCAUUCACGCCCAGAUGCUGCCCUCGCCGCCCAGCUCCCCGGAGCAGGAUCCCCAGCAGCAACAGCAGCAGCAGCAGGCGGGCUACCUCUUCGGACAGAUCCAGCAGACAGCCGGAGGUUACUUCCUGCCCAACGGCAUGCAGGUGAUCCCCACCAAGCUGCCCAACGGAAGCAUCGCCCUGGUGCUGCCCCAGAGCCUGCCCCAGCAGCAGCAACAGCAGGCGCAGCAGUUGCUCCAGCAGCAGCAGCAACACCACCAGCAACAGCAGCAGCUGGCAGCAGCAGCGGCGGCGGCAGCGGCAGCAGCCAUGGUGUCCAUCCCCCAGCGCACCGCCAGCACCGGAUCCGCCAGCUCGCACUCCUCCACCGGAUACGAGUCGGCACCGGGCAGCAGCAGCAGCCUCAGCUAUGCCCCACCCAGCCCGGCCAACUCCAGCUACGAGCCGAUGGACAUUAAGCCGUCAGUGAUCCAGCGUGUGGUGCCCAUGGACCAGCAGCCAUUGUCCUUGGUGAUCAAGAAGCAGAUCAAGGAGGAGGAGCAGCCCUGGCGGCCGUGGUAGAUCGGGUAGUCGACGUCCGCUCGAAUCUCCCGCUUACAAGACUGAUGGGACACACUCUCAUAGAAACGCAUCCUUACACUUAAAGAAAAACUAGGCAGAAACUAAACAAAGGCGCAGGCGUUGUGCGCAUGCGCAGCCAUUUCACCUCAUUUCACAUCAUCCUGCAAAUGUGGCUUCGAAGUGCUACCAUGCUAAGAAAUCGGUUGAGAGCCUCUCAGGGUUCCAUUCCCUGCGAAUAAUCCCUGCGAGGUCAGGACCCUCAUCUCAUACACACACACACAAACACACUCUCACACACACACGUUGUUAUAAAUUAUUUAUUAUUAUUAUGUAAUUGAUUUGAGAAACGGUAUUCUAUCGGAAGAUGAUCACCAAGCUACCUCAGUCCAAGUUUUUGGUGUUGAAUUGCCUCAUGUAUCCAUGUAUUACUUUAUAUUUUGAAUAACAGCAAAUCAGCAAAAGUCUUCCACAAAAGCAAAAACCGCAAAAAAGCUGAGCAACUUUUUAUGAAAAAGAAAAAAAAUCGUCUUAAUCUAAAACUCUUAAAAAUUAGAAUUAAUAUAUCUCCAUCUAAAUAUAGAUUUUUUGUACACCCCAAUAGCUUGCUAAGCCGCUUAGGAUUUUCGCUCCGCUCUUAAGUCUUAAGUCUAAAGUCUAAUCAAAGAAAAAGUAUAUUUAUAUGAAAACAAACAACUAUUCGUAAGGCCACGUGAUAUAGUGAACAUAAUGAGCUCUAAGAAAACAAAACAUGAAUUUGAUAUAAACAGA